Molecule: messenger RNA, 1911 nt
Organism: Branchiostoma belcheri (Belcher's lancelet)
Lineage: Eukaryota; Metazoa; Chordata; Leptocardii; Amphioxiformes; Branchiostomatidae
Exons: 3
Coding region: 61-1695 (544 amino acids)
Cellular component (GO): plasma membrane
Molecular function (GO): protein binding
Source: RefSeq, a predicted model, not a curated record
UGUGGUGAGCCUGAAGCUUCCUUCUUUUGAUAGCGGCGCAAAUCAGCGACAUCAGCCGACAUGAUUCUCGCCGUUUCCCUUGUACUUUUAUCCACCCUAACCAACGUCCACGCCGCCAAGACGUGUUGGCCGUACGGUAACUGCGCGAAUCAGUCGCCAAAGUUGAAGACCAUACCGGACAACGUGCCUUCGUUUCGCACACUAGGAGUGCUCCUGCUACAAUUUAACGACAUCGAAGAGCUGAAAUAUAUACCACAAAUGCCGGCACUGACUCAUUUGGAUCUGUCCCACAAUCGUUUGUCAGAAUUCCCGUGGUUGUCGUUUCGCAAUAUCUCACGGAUCAAGAUUUUGAUACUGAAGAACAACGAAGUUUCAAAGGUUGACGCCUACGUGGACUUCCCUCAGAACUUGACCUAUCUUGAUCUUGAAGGUAACCGCAUCGCCACGAUUCCCGAAACUUUUCUAAACGGACUGAAGCCGCAGCGGUGGAACUUCUUUCUGUGUAUAUCGCAGAAUCCUUUCCUCUGUGACUGUAAGAUCCAGUGGAUCGCACGUUUUCGGCGAUGUGUGUGGGAACACCGACACGAAGGCUGUGUGGACGCUCCUCUCGCUCGGGUGAGGAGGUGCAUGUUGGCCAACUGCAAGUCCAACCCGAGCGGCGUCCCGGUCAUCCUGGACUGGUUUCAAUGGGAUACUAAGCUCGUUGUUCAACAACUGACACUUAGAUGUGAAUCACCGCAAGAACUGAGAGGGAAGACCCUACGAAACGUCACUCUACCGACGUGUAGUGCAUCUCCAAAACAUUCGAGAAAUCCAGAAAAAGCUUCGUCUCCGGUUAGGAUGGGGAUUCAUGAAUACCAGAAGGCAUCAGUGGAGACAGUGCCUUCAACACUAGCUACCAACAGCAGGGAGAGAACCACUGUCAGCACUUCUGAAUUUUCUCCUUUUUGGAAAGGAAUCACAGCCAGCAUCCUCGGCGGUGUCCUGAUCACCUUGUUAGUCGCCUUCCUCAUCAGAUGUGUCAGUCGGUGCAACAAGCGGCGACAGGCCGGCCUCAAUAGCAUGGCGGCCGCCCCGCCCGUGCCAGCAGUGACCGAGAAGCGUCAAACUACACCAGGCGCUGACCAGAGCAAUCCUACCGUUGACGGGCGUCUCGAGGAAGGUCGCUCAAGAAACAACGAAGAUACAAGCCGUCUUUCAUUUGGCAUUCGGCGCAAACGUAAACAGACUGCCCGUAAAUACACGGCCGCAGCCCUGCCGCUUCAGACGGUUCAGAACAUGCGGGCCUCGAUCGUCGUCAGCGUGGACAGGAGCAACUCCGUUCUCGGGAAUCUGCAGCGAGACCCGUCGCAGAAGAAGAAGAAGAAAGGCCCGGGCCGCUUCUCACUCGACAUUCGAAGAAGAAGAAGAAGAAGAACGGCCGGCCUUUUCUCACUCGACAUUCGGCGCAAACGUAAAGAAAAGGCCGUGCCGAAGAACGUGCUCGCUGCCUUCCCGUUGCAAACGCUCACCAACAUGCACGUCGCGAACAUCUGUAGUGUCGCUCAGAACAGUGACAUCCGCGGUGAUGGGUAUCUUGAAGAACAGGGCCCUUCGAUGGACAGUGACGAUCAGCAGACGUCCCCGUCACCUCAGCGGCUCAGCGACGUCGACGAGGACACCAAGGCAGCGACCAAACAGACUUCACGUCUAUAAACUUUAAGGUACGAGACCGUCUCUGUCACAAUAGUGACAUUUAUGUCACCACAACGCAGAAUACUAUAUAUUAUAGUAUUAUCCUGACUAAAUUUCAAAGUUGUUCUUGUUUGAUCCCUUGUGGCACGUAGGGCAGCAAAUUCACAUGUUUUUAAACAUGAUUUUAGUGGUACAUGACUUGUAUACAAUGUGGAUUUGCUAUCCCUUCGCCUAGCC